Messenger RNA from Paramecium tetraurelia, 516 nucleotides. RefSeq lists its product as uncharacterized. The transcript has 3 exons. Gene Ontology annotation, cellular component: nucleolus. Lineage: Eukaryota; Ciliophora; Oligohymenophorea; Peniculida; Parameciidae. The record is from RefSeq and is a predicted model, not a curated record. Gene Ontology annotation, biological process: ribosomal large subunit biogenesis.
AUGAGAAUUGAAAAAUGUUAUUUUUGCUCUGGUCCCAUCUACCCAGGCCAUGGAAUAGUCUUUGUUAGAAAUGAUAGCAAAAUGUUUAGAUUUUGCAGAUCUAAAUGCCAUAGACACUUUAAAGCUUAACACAACCCUAGAAAAACAAGAUGGACUAAAGCAUUUAGAAAAGCAGCCGGAAAAGAGAUGACUAACGAUAGCAUCUUUGAGUUUGAGCAAAAGCGAAAUGAACCCUUAAAAUAUAACAGAGAUUUAUAUAUCAACACUGUUUAAGCCAUGAAAAAAAUAGAUAAAAUCAGAUUAAAAAGAGAAAACAAUUUUUGGAAAAAUAGAUUAAGAGCAUAAAGGAAGUAGAAUCUUGAUAAUGUAGAGACAGAAUUGGCAAAGAAUAUUAAUUUAGUAUCAGAUAAGUCUGUUAAAGAAGUAAUCAAAUAAAAAGCCAUCUAAAAAGCAUAGCUUAAGGCAUAAAAGUAAAAGAAACAAUAAAAGAAAGAUAUGGUCGAAGAGGAAGCUUGA